Molecule: messenger RNA, 2259 nt
Organism: Iphiclides podalirius (scarce swallowtail)
Lineage: Eukaryota; Metazoa; Arthropoda; Insecta; Lepidoptera; Papilionidae
Source: the annotation of a GenBank genome assembly
AUGUAUUUUAAAGCAGUAGGUUUCUUAAUAUGGUGCUGUUAUUCAUUUACUUUUGGAUUGGACCCAUGUGAAAAUCACAAGAAAUGUGACCAAUGUAUCAGUGAUCCAAAUAAUUGUAUUUGGUGUGCAAAGGAUAAUAUCGAUGAUUUUCGAUGCAAAUCAAUUUACGAGAAGAGUUGGUGCCCAAACCAUCGAAUUAAUCCAACCAGCUCUAUAAAUAAAACUGACGACAGGUCUUUCAGCUCCGACUUAGGCAAGUCUGUGCAAAUUAAGCCGCAGCGAUAUAAGAUUCAGCUGAGGAUUGGACAAAAAAUCGAUUUUAAUUUUUCCUAUGAAGCCGCCAAGAAUUAUCCUGUCGAUAUAUAUUUCUUAGUCGAUGCUUCCUUAUCAAUGCAAGAUAUUAGAACAUGGACGGCAGAUCAAAGUGAAAGCAUUUAUUUCACGUUGAGCAAUCUUACUAGUAACGUUUUUUUGGGUCUUGGUACUUUUGUAGACAAAAAUGCAAUACCAUUCAGUUCAAUCAUUGACAGUGAGCGUUCAUAUUCUUUUAUACAUCGACUUAAUUUGACCGAAGACUUUGAGACGUUUAAAACAAUUUUAAAAGACGCGCCCGCGGGGCAAAGCUUCGAUGAGCCGGAGGGAGGCUUAGACGCCCUGGGACAAGUGAUGACGUGUAAAGAAGAAAUAGGAUGGAGAGAACAGUCCAGAAAAAUUAUUGUCCUACUCACAGAUGGCUCAUACCACGCGGCUGGCGAUGGAAUACAGGGAGGGAUCACAAGACCUUACGACGGAAAAUGCUACACAAGGAACGGUGUUUAUUUAAAUGAAAUCAAUAUGGAUUACCCAUCCGCCGGCAUCAUAAGCAAAUUAGCAAAAGACGAACAAAUGAUAAUAGUAUUUGCAGUGAAACAGGGCAUACAAAAUGUUUACAAAAAACUAAGUAACUCCGUGCGGGACUCAUGGAGCACCACAUAUGAUAGUGAUGAUAUGGCUAAAAUUUUAAAGACUAUUUACGAGAAAAUAACACAAAGAAUUAAAUUCGACAUAAAGUCAGAGUAUCGUAAGAAUAUUGAAGUUAAAUUUGAGCCAGAUUGUUUCGUAAAUACCAGCGAUAGUUGUAUUGUACACAAGGGACAAGAGAUGAAUUUUGUAGGAUCGAUUAAGUUAUUGUGCGAUGUAGAAAAGGACAAUUUUUUAGUUGAUGUCAUGAUUGGAGGUAUAAAAGAAAAUUUGACUCUUGACAUAGACGUCAUUAAAAGAUGCAACUGUGAAACCGAUAUCAAAUCCGAAGAAUGCAAUUCAUUCGGUAAUCGGAGAUGUGGUAUAUGCGAGUGCAGCCCUGGCAGAUACGGCGCAAAGUGUGAAUGCACAGCCACGAGCAGAAACACAGUCAAUAACACCAAUUCUUGCACUGCGCCUGGCGACGACAAAGUUUGCAGCGGCCAUGGCCUAUGUCAUUGUGGCAGCUGCAAUUGCAAUCAGCGCCGCAAUGGCCGCUUUUGUGAGUGCGACCAGGACAGCUGCCCAAGAGACGCCAGUGGCGCCACGUGCAACGGCCACGGGAACUGCGUCUGUGGGGUCUGCACGUGCACGUCGGCCGACUGGUCCGGUGACGCGUGCGAUUGCUACAAGCCAACCACGCCGUGCAUCGUAGACGGCAAAUUGUGCAACAACCGGGGCAAGUGCAAUUGCGGUUCGUGCAGAUGCGCUCCGAUCGCCCAAUGGGACGCGAGAUACUACCAGGACAAAUUCUGCAGGGUGAUGCACAAUCCCGACUGCCACAGCCGCCAGUGCGAGCUGCUGCUCAGCUGCGCACAAUGCCACCAUUCGGGCAACGGGAACUGCUCACAAUGUCAUUCCGAUGUCGACGUCAACGUCACAAAGACACUGAGCGAUGUCAACGUGACGGUCGCGCCGUGGAACCUCUGUCUGUUUAAAACCAACGGCAUAUGCUACUCGCGUUUCGCAUACAGAUACGACGACGAUAAUUACAGCCUGCAACUGGUCGUACAGACCGACAACGACUGCGCGGAGAGUUAUUACAUGUUUGGUGGCCUGUUCUUACUCGCGCUUAUCCUCAUCGGUGUCGCCACGUUGGUCGCUUGGAAACUGGUGACGGAUGCGAGGGAUCGUCACGAAUACGAACGAUUCCAGAAACAGCGCGACGAAGACAUGUCAGAGACCCGAUGCAACCCUGGCUUCAAGCCGUCGACAAUGAUGUUCUCCAACCCCGCGUUCAGAAAAAGAUCUGUACAUAAU